Morone saxatilis (striped sea-bass) is the source of this 9553-nucleotide messenger RNA. It is a transcript of the gene tnrc6c2, whose product is annotated as trinucleotide repeat containing adaptor 6C2. Lineage: Eukaryota; Metazoa; Chordata; Actinopteri; Moronidae. The record is from RefSeq and is a predicted model, not a curated record. The transcript has 22 exons. Bases 174 to 5894 code for a protein of 1906 amino acids. Gene Ontology annotation, molecular function: protein binding; nucleic acid binding. Gene Ontology annotation, biological process: positive regulation of nuclear-transcribed mRNA poly(A) tail shortening; miRNA-mediated post-transcriptional gene silencing. Gene Ontology annotation, cellular component: P-body; nucleoplasm.
UCCUCUCUGCUCCAUCUCUCUUUUACGGGUAACUUUAAAAAAAAAAAAGACAUCGGAAGAAUGCUUUUCUGCAUAUUUUUCUCUGCCGUGCACCGACUCUUCACUGAAAGCUGCCAAAGCUGUGGUUAACGCGAGCUGAGAAAAGCAAGCAACCGAAGAAAGAGGACCAUUUGAUGGAAGAAAAGAAAAAGAAAAAACAAGAAGAAAAGACCAAGACGGACAUCGCUCAGAAAAAGGCUGCUGAUCAGAAACCCAAAGUGCCAGAGCCUGCUCCCACUAAGCCCAGUCUCGGCCCACCCCACCACCUCCACCCCGCCAGCCCUACGCUGCCCCUCUCCUCCUCCUCUUCUUCUGGCAAUGGCAAGCGCGCCUCCUCCAGUAGCCAACUCCCAACUCAGACUCCCCCUCAGCAGCAGUGCCAGUUGUCCUCUGCCAGUGCUCGCUACCCACCCAGAGAGGUGCCCCCGCGCUUCCGCCAGCAGGAGCACAGGCAGCUACUGAAGAGAGGCCAGCCACUGCCUGCAGGAGCCCUCAGCGCUCUCACCCUCUCCUCCUCCUCUUCCUCCUCUUCCUCUUCGCCUUCAUCAUCUUACUCUUCUUCUUCUACGACUACCAGCAGCACUACCCCAAACUCUGCCACGUCCACUGUGGGCAAACGCCACCCAGACAUAUCCCUCCAGAGUGGCCCUGUUGCCCAGUAUGAGACCUCUCAUUGGGGAGCCUCUUUGCCAGUUGACAGCCCCUCCAGUGCCAACAGCUGGGACAAAGUGAUUAUUGACGGAAGUGACACAGAAUCUUGGCCCUCAAUCAGCCGCAGUAGUGACCCCAGCCACCCUGCAGCACCAGAAUGCCCCUUGGGCUCAACUAGCUCUAACCAAGACACCAGUGCUGUCACUACCACCAGUAGUAGUAGUUUUCUGAGUAUGGCCACAGGUGCCACAGGCCAGCAGGCCCACUACCCCUCUCUCAAAGCUAACAAUAAUAUGAUGACAGGACCUGGAUCAGCCAACACAUUAGCUGGUAAUAGAGGCUGGGGCUCUGAUGGGAAACAAGAUGGUAUGAAUGGUGGCCGAGUAGGAGCACCCAGUAACUGGGGCUCUCCCAAUUUUAACUUGAACCUAAAUCCCAAUGCCAACCCAUCUGCCUGGCCUGUUCUGGGCCAUGAGGGUGGUGGAGGUGGUGGUAUUGGCCCCAAUGGGGUGUCAAACUCUCCAUCCCUCCCACCAGGUAUUAAUGGAAAUGGAAAUAUGGGAAAUGGGAGCCUGGGAGGUGCGGAUAAUGGUGGGGGAGGUUGGGUUGGCAUGAUGAGUGCUAACGAAAAUGAUCAACAACACCCUUCAACCAACACAAGUUUGUCCUUCAAUAUGGAACCUGCUAACCUUAACACUGAUGGACCAAACCACACUAAGCAACUGCAGCAAGCUCAGGAGCCUAUGAGCCCUAUCCAUGGGUUAACUGGCUGGGGAGGCCAGUCACCCACUGAAUCAUCCCAACUUAAUGGGGACACAACAGGCAGCUCUGUAUGGGGAAGUGGAGAAACCAAGGCAGCUGACUCUCCCAAGGACUCAGGCUGGGACUCAACUCCCUCUGGAGGCCAUUCUACUUGGGGCCGUCAAGGCAGUGGCGGUGGGAGUAGUGAAAGUGGUGGCUGGGGUGACUGGGGGAAAUCCUCUGGUGGUGGAGAAGCAUCUAAAGGCUGGGACUCAAUAGAUGCUGGUAGUUCUGGUUCAGGACAGGAACAGCAACUUAGCUCAUGGGGCCAGCAGCCUGGUACAGCCCCAGCAAGCGAGGGUAGUGGAGAUAGCAACGAAGGUCAAUCCCAACAGAGAGACAGGUCCUCCAGCAUGGAUUAUUCCCCUAUGCUACCCCGGCAGGACCUAGACCCUAGGGUGCUAAGUAACACAGGUUGGGGACAGACGCCCAUCCGACAGCACACUGUAUGGGAGAUGGAAGAAGCCAACUCUGAUGAUGGGAAGAGCAACAGCAGCUCAGACACCUUAGGAGGCUCUAGUUCUAAUGGUGGACACUCAUCCACCAAUGGAGGCACUGUCAACCCAAACAUUGGCCCUAACCAAAGGCCUGGGUCUGGAGGAAAAAGUGACAGUGAAGGACCAUCUUCCUCUGGCUGGGGAGCUCCUCCACCUCAGCCAAUCCAGACUGGAUCAGGAUGGCGGGACCCCCCACAGUCACUCAGCAAAGCCCCAAAUGGCACUACCAGAGGCUGGGGAGACCCCUUGCCUACCAGUGGUCCUAGAAAUGGAGGCACACCAUCCUGGGGUUCUGAGGACAAGACACCCAGUUGGGACGAUGGCCUGACGAAAAGUCAGACUACUAGCUGGGGAGAGGGCCCCAAAAGCUCCCAUGGUUGGGGCAACAGUAAUGGGGGCACCAAUGGCUCCAGCACAGGGGAGUGGGGAGAGGCAGAGGUCAAGAACAAUGGAUCCUCCAGCAGCAUGUGGGAGGGAGAAGCAGGGAAUGGAGGAAGUGGUGGAUGGAAGGAAAGCCCCAGAGGAGGAAAUAGAGGAGGAGGUUGGGGUAAGCCGGCUCCUACUGUGAGUAAUAGCAGCUGGGGUGAGACCCCACGUUCCAAUGGCCCAGUGCAAGGAGGCUGGGGAUCUUCCAAGCCCCAGGAAAGCAGCAGCAGCAGCAGCAGCAAUGGCAGCGGAGGAGGUGGCAGCAUUGGUUCAUGGGGUGGUCCCGGUUCUGUGAAGCAGAACACACCAAGUUGGGGCAAUGGCAACAAACAGGACCAGGGCAUGGAGCCCACUGGCUGGGAAGAGCCCUCCCCUCCCUCCGUCCGCAGGAAGAUGGAGAUUGACGAUGGAACGUCCACCUGGGGCGAUCCCACGAACUACAACAAGACUGUCAACAUGUGGGAUCGCAACAAUCCCAGUGGUAACCCAGGCAACAGCGGCCCACCUCCCAGUAAGAAUGGUGGAGUGAUUAUUCCCAACAAUAACAACAAUCACUCAGUUGGCCCUAGCAACAACAAUCACCAUCACCCUCACUACAUGCAUCACCAUCCUCAUCAUGGCCAACCCCAAACUCACCUGCAACACCAUGGAAACAACAAUGGGUCACACAACAAUGGGUCACACAACAAUGGGUCACCCAACAAUGGUGCCUCACAUCCAGGUGCGGGCCCCCAGGGUAGACCUCCCCUCGCCAACCCAGGUUGGGGAGAGCUUCCCAGUGUUCAACCCAAGUCGGAGCCUGCUUGGGGAGAGCCAGCAGCUCCAACAUCAACUGUGGACAAUGGCACCUCUGCCUGGGGCAAGCCCCCAGCGGGGGUAGGGGCAUGGGGAGACGGUAGUCACGAGCCCUCUGGACCCUAUGGCAGGGCCAAUGGACCCCCAAGUUCUGCUCCCUGCAAGCCAGGUCCCAAACCUAUGCAAGAUAGCUGGGGAAAUGGAGGAGAGGAGAUGGGCAUGUCUACUAGCCAAUGGGACACAGAGGAUGGGGACAUGUGGAACAGCCCCACCUCUCAGGAGAGCAGCUCUUCUUGCAACUCCUGGGGCAAUGGAGUCAAGAAGGGCCCAAGCAAGGGAAAGAUUGUCAACAAGCCAGAUGAGACUUGGAUCAUGAACCGUCUCAUCAAACAGCUCACUGACAUGGGCUUUCCGAGAGACCCUGCUGAGGAGGCUUUGAAGAGCAACAACAUGAACCUUGACCAGGCCAUGAGCGCCCUGUUGGAGAAGAAGACAGACCUGGACAAGCGAGGCAUGGGCAUGUCUGAUUACAGCAACGGCAUGAACAAGCCCAUGGGGUGUCGGCCCUCUGGACUCUCCAAAGACCCCUCGGACCGCAACGCCUUUCUUGACAAAGAUGGUGUUAUGUCUGAUGAUGCGCCCCCAUCACCAUUUCUGCCUUCCCCCAGCCUGAAGCUCCCCCUGGCCAACAGUAGCCUUUCUGGGCAGGGUCUGGGACAGGGCAACCCGGGGCUGGCCAUGCAAAACUUGAACAACAGACAACAGAUACCCAGUGGAAUGUUUGGCAGUAGUGGAGCAGCACAAACCCGGGCCAUGCAGCAGCAGCCUCCUCAGCCACCAGUGCCACCUCUCAGCUCCUCCCAGCCUACUCUACGUGCUCAAGUGCCUCAGUUUCUCUCCCCUCAGGUCCAAGCACAGCUCUUGCAGUUUGCAGCAAAAAACAUUGGUCUGAAUCCUGCACUUUUAACCUCACCAAUAAACCCUCAACAGAUGACUCUCUUGUACCAACUUCAGCAACUGCAAAUGGCGUACCAGCGUUUACAAAUCCAGCAGCAGAUGAUGCAGGCGCAACGCAAUGUUUCCGGCCCCAUUAGACAACAAGAGCAGCAAGUUGCACGUACAAUCACCAACAUGCAGCAGCAGAUCCAGCAGCAUCAGCGUCAGCUGUACCAGGCGCUGCUGAUGAAGCAGCAGCAACUUCCCUCUCAUUCCUCCUCCUCUUCUUCCUCCGCUGGUCUGCAUGCUCCCGGUGGCCCCACCGGAGGCCCUGGCUCCGGCAAAUCAAACCUGGAUCCCUUCACAGGCCCACACCAGGCUCCGGGCCUCGCCGACACACUGCACACCAAAGAGCCGCCGUCUUCACCCAACGCCUACAGCACCUACCCUCUCACUGGACUGAAUCCAAACAUGAAUGUAAACUGCAUGGAGGUUGGGGGUCUGUCCCUGAAGGAGCCCCCUCAGCCCCAAUCCCGCCUGUCCCAGUGGACACACUCCAACUCCAUGGACAGCCUCUCUGGCAACUCCUCAAACAUGGAGAACAACCUCAAUAAGCACGGUGCCAUAUCUGCUGCCUCUACCCUGGGCCCCCCUGGGAAGCCCCCCCAGCUGGAGGACUCGUACAGCCCUUACAAUCUAAUGUCCAGCUCUGAGUCCCCCACCAGCCCCUUGGUGCCCCCAGACAGCUGGGGCCAGGGCAAGAGCCCCAAUGAAAAGAUCUCCAAUGGGACCAACAUUAACUGGCCCCCAGAGUUCUGCCCAGGCGUGCCAUGGAAGGGCCUUCAGAACAUCGACCCUGAGAAUGACCCCAACAUGACCCCUGGCAGCGUCCCCAGCGGUCCCACCAUCAACACCAACAUCCAUGACGUCAAUCGAUACCUCCUGAGGGACAGGAAUGGAGGUAUGAACAGAGGUAAACUGUCUGACAUGAAGUCCACCUGGUCCCCAGGGCCCAUCUCUCAGAGCCAAGCCUCUCUGUCCCAUGAGCUGUGGAAAGUCCCUCAGGGGCCACGCAGCACCACAGCCCCUUCCCGGCCCCCGCCAGGCCUCACCAACAACAAGCCCUCCUCCACCUGGGGCGGCAACUCACUGGGCCUGGCCCAAGGUUGGAGCGGCUCCUACUCCUCUGAGGGAACCACCUGGAGUACUGACAGCUCCAACAGGACCAGCAGCUGGCUGGUGCUGAGGAAUCUCACCCCACAAAUUGAUGGUUCAACUCUGCGGACCCUGUGCAUGCAGCACGGCCCCCUGAUCACAUUCCACCUCAACCUGACCCAGGGGAACGCUGUGGUGCGCUACAGCUCCAAGGACGAGUCUGCCAAGGCCCAGAAGUCUCUGCACAUGUGUGUGCUUGGAAACACCACCAUCCUGGCAGAGUUUGCUGGCGAGGAGGAGGUGAACCGAUUCUUUGCACAAGGCCAGUCGCUAGGGGCAAACACCACUAGCUGGCAGGCCAAUUCGGUAACCAAUCAGAACCGGAUGGGGGCUUCGCAGUCCCACUCUAUUGGCCAGUGGAGCAGUGGCGGCAACGGAGGCAAGGCCAGCGGAGGCGACCUGCUGUGGGGCGGGGUGCCCCAGUACUCCAGCCUGUGGGGGCCACCAAGCGGAGAAGACGCUCGCGUGAUCGGGAGCCCCACCCAAAUUAACACCCUACUGCCUGGAGACCUGCUGAGUGGGGAGUCCAUGUAGGGUGAUGCCACGAUACACUAACCAACCAACCAACCAACCAACCAACCAACCCACCACCACCAUGUCAUUUAAGCCAUUGGUGGAAGGUGGGAUGGAUAAAGUAAAAAAACAAAAACAAAAAAAAAAAACAGGAGCAAAACCCAAGCAAAUCAUGUGGCGAUAAUCAGUAUCAAUUUGAACUGUUUUGAACUGUGAAUUGUGAAUCAGAAGGCUGGGGUCCCUACCACACAGACUGCAGACUCCAGUCCUUCUGUUUUGCUUAUGUUUUUUUUGUUUGGCUUACCUUUUUUGGAAGAAAGAAAGCAAGUGUUUUUUUUUUCCUUUCGGUAUUUUUGAAAUGCAUCAUAUAAAAACAAAUUGAAAUGAGACACAACACAAAGAAACCUUUUAAGUGUUUUUAGUUUUUCCAUAAGUAUACAUGACAUUCUGUGUGAAGUGUUUUUAGGAGAAGCAAUCAAAGCUGCCAUCUGAGACUUUCCUUUUCCCUCCAAAAAAAAAAAAUCAUCCCAAAAUAAGACUUAAAACGACCAUUCCCAGCAUGUCCAUGGCCAAUGAUGUGGUUCAAAGACCUUUACUAGUUAUGUUAACGUUUGUUUCUCAGCACUAAUAUUAGCCUUAAGUGCUCUCUGGCCCAGGUCCUUCCCAAGCCGACUUUUUUUAGUUUGUUUUGUAACUAAAGAAAUAGCUGAAAUCUUGCACAGUUUCACCCUCUGAGCCAGCAAGUGGUACAGGAUAUGACCGGUGACGAACUCUGUCACUGGGCUGUAAGAAGGCCUGGCCACAUGACUGGCCCUACCAAUCAUCAGCUUAAUGAUUUUAAUUUGUAUUCUCAUAGGGAUUGACACAGCUGUUAAAUGUUCUCCUUUUUCUUUUUUUUGUAGGUCUAGACCCAAGCGCAUUUUUUUAUAUCUCUCACAACACAUAAGCUGAGAUAAGAUUAUUUGUGAACCUCGCUGCGUCUCUCCGUACACUGCUGUGUACGUUGGGUGGCACCUAAUCAUUGACAUCUGCAAGCCCAGAUCCUUCUGGUCACCUUCAACUUGGAACCCAGUCGCCUGCUGGUGCUUUGUUGAAUUUUCUAUUGACCGAUUUGUUAUAAAGUCCAGCAGUCUGUAUGGUCAGCCAGUUUUCGGAGGAAAAAAAGAACACAAUUUCACCUUCAUGUGACAGUUACAUUGUGCAAUAUACACCAUAGACCUUUCUUCCGUCCAUAAUCUAUGUCCACCGGAGCUGGUUUCACUUUUGUUUUGUUUUUUUGAUUGUUGCUGAUUGCAGCAAAAGACUUUGGAACUUCAGAAAACCUUACCCCUUUUCAAAACUUGGAUUCCCUCCAGGCUGCCAAUCCCCUGAAACUGUUGGGAAAACUCUGCAAAGAGGAAGAAGCAACUGUUGAACUGUGCAUGCAGCAAACUGUACUAAAGAGUGAGAGAGUACAGAAUAAUGCACACUUCCUCUCUGCAUGCCACAGCCACACCCAACAGAGACUGAAUCCACAGUGGGAUUGGAUGGUUCUGGGUAUCUGGCACAAUACCAAAUAAGAGGGGUUUCUCCUAAUGCAGUAGACCUACGAGUGUUCCUUGCGUUUGGUACUGUACAAACAGAAGAGACUAAGACUUUUAUAAAUUCAAAGGGUUUUAUCAUAGCACUUAUGAAGAGCAAAUCGCUUCAACUGCAAUCCAAUAAAUCAAAAAAAGGAGCAGCAAAAACAUUGAAAACAACAAAAAAAGAAAAAUACUGCUCUUUUAUGUACUAUAUCUAUUCCUUGGAAAUGUGUCUGCCGUUGUUCCUCUGGUAGCAGGAUGAAGGGAAACAAAACUGAAACAUUGGACUUUGGGGAAAAAAACUGCAGUCGGAUUUGUAUUUUUUAUUUUUUUUCCUUCUUUGGACAAUAUCAAAGUGAAUAUCACUGUUACUCCAAAUGUUUAGCCUUGUUCUGUUCGGAGGCACUAGACUUGCAACGUCAGCUGUCUCUGACAGCCGCUGGCCAGUCGGCCGGCCGGUCAGUCAGUCAGUCAGAGUCAGGUGGGGAGGGGGGAGCGUCCACUGAGUGCCUCUCUGCUGUGGUCCUCUGGAUGUCAAACGGCAGCCCCACAGCGCAGCACUUCCUCCUGGGCUCCACUUGACCCUCCCUCAGUCUCGCAAGAAAAAGCAGCUGCUCCAAGACUGGCCAAUCACGGCUCUCCGCCACACGUGGCAUCUCCAACGGGGGGCCUGCCACCACUCGACCCUGCUGUCGUUCCUGCCCUCUCCCCCAUCUCUCAGUUCUUUGACACAAAGAUCACUUUAGCUGGAAGAUGUAAUAGUCAUAUUUCUGGAAUUUUUGCCAGUGUACUUUUUAUUUUUUUGAAAAAGGUCAUUUGACUUUAUUUUUUUCAAUGUGUUAUGUUAUUUUUGUCUACAUGCAGUGGUCUACAAAAUACUGGCUGCUGAACUAGCCCUUCACUGUUCAUAUGCAGAAACACUUUGGUCAGAGGUGCCUCUGUAUGUUCAUCCUGUGUAUUGAAUGCAAAACGAGGAUCAAUACUACAGAGCGUUAUUGAUUGUCUAUUUGUUUUUAACUGAUCAUGCUUUUGUGUUUGACAGUAUUCUGUAGUACUUCCAGGUAGUAUCUCGAGAUGUGUAAAAAUAGGGUGUCUCAGACGGGGGGGUGUGGGUGUUUGUCGCUCCAAGCUGCUCCGCCUGCCCGCAGGCUGUCCCCCGUUGCCCUUUGCCUAGCUGCUACGCUAUGACCUCCUCCUUCACCUCAACCAGACCCAGUAGCCCUCCCCUGACCAGGCACCAACAGGCCCUCCUAUAUGUUUCUAUGCAAAAGACUAGAGGCUGGGGCCCUUUACAGCAUGCCAAACCUGACCUGGGAAUGAGCACUCCUCCCAGACCUUGGCAGACCCUAACACUUGUCCCCCGUGCGCUUCUGUCAGCACUUCAGAAUGGCCCGCCGUUUCUGUAAAGUCAGGCUACACCACCAGAACACUGUCGUAUACUAAAGUCCAAACACUUUAUCAAAGGUCGGCCUUUCUCUCUGCGCUGAAGACACUUCUGUCCAGCUUGAUCUCAGGGUAGGGGAGUUGAUGAUACCAAGUAUGAGAUGCAGCUCUCCGUAUCUGUCCUUUCUACUGUGAGAGCAAAGUCUUAAAUUAAAAGGCCAUCUGCGCAAACAAUAUGUACAGACCUCAUGCCUCGAACUUAAUCCUAAUUAGAAGGGGGAAAAGGCUUGUAUUAAAUCCUUUUUCUGAAAAGGUGGCCUACCGUUACUUUUUGGGCCUCCUUAUUACAUGUAAAAGAUGCCAACGUAAUGUGCCAAUAUAAAUUUGCUGUGUCAUACUGUAUCUUUAUAGAGAGCACUUCUGUUCCCUGUUUGGAGGAGCUUUGAUAACCUUUGCAGAGGGUGCAGCGGGGGACAGGAGGGAUCAAACAAAUGUGCGACAGCAUCACACCCUUAAACGACUGAGGUUUCUUUUUUUUGUUUUUUUAAAUGCUUUUGUGGGGAAUGCCCAAUGCUAAGGAGAAAAUCUUUACUCAGUUGGGGGUUCCAGUUUGCUACAGUGCACAGUUGAUGAUGGGUAAUCCCGGGUACAUAUUUUUUUAAAACCAAAAAUGAAAUCGCAUUUUAACGUCAUUUUUAUGAAGUUUGACAUAAAAAUCUUAAAAAUGCUAAAAAA